AUGCUAAGGCACGACGAGGCUCCGAACCAUCGCGACUACGACGCUCGAACAGUUCUGGUUGCAUUAUCCCCCAACUGCCAAUCUGCGGCGCUUGCAUCAACUCUCAUCCAGCAGGCUCAGGAGUUCUGUCGUUUGAGAAAAGCCACAAUAUCAUGUCUCACUUCCUGCCUCUGCAUUGAUCCGGGAGGGGCCCCGACACCGCGUCGCCCGCCCCCGGUUAAGGAUCAGGUAAGGCGAGUGGCGAGUCCUGGAAAGAGGAGUUGGAAAGUUUUCGGCGUUGAGCAGAUCUCUAAGAGAUACGAACUCGCGUCCGCAACACGUCCAUCAAAGCUUAGCUGCACCCAAGUACCGCGCGAGGUGCUUCUCCUAAGAGAUCUUUCGCGGGCUGUAUGGAUGAAAGGAAGAAAGUUGGAGGCGGAAGGACUGUUUUUAUAUGCAGCCGUCGCAACACGGACCAAGACACAAACAGAGCGGCAAGACCCGUUAAUGAACAAUCCCAUUCGAACUCCCAACAAAAGACCUCGAGACCACAAUCCCAUCGUGGAAAUGACACACACACUAUAUCUUGCUUUCGAGUCCGACACGUCUUCCAGUCUGCAAGCAGCACAACUCAUCCUGACGCAGUACUAUUCAAAAAUCGCAAGACAGCAGCUGCUGUUCAGACGAAACGCAUACAAGACAGUAAAUCGCUUCAAGCUCGACAACGUCGAGCCUCAUAGACGAGACCUGUUCUCACCUAUCGCAAAAUCGACAAUUUGCGCUCAACUUCCACACAUCAUGUCUGGCAACACAGCCGACGUCGCCUCCGCGUCGAUCCACGACAAGGUCAACGGCGAGACUCUCUACGCAAUUAGAGACCCAGCCUCACCUGGUCGCAAUGCAUUCGUCCGCUUCGAGGCGGAUGGUCACCUCCACCGUGGACUCGCAUACCCAGUGAUUCAAGUCGCUGAUCCUGGAGACGAGGAAAGUGUUCAAUGGUGUGAGGAUAUCACUGGCGUUGUGGAGUUCCACAACCCCAAGACUCUCCACAAAGUCAUCCAGUUCUACAAGCAAGACCAAAUGCUCGAAGAAGCCGACACCGAAACAGUCUUGAAGCAACUCCACGAGCAGUCUCACGGCAACACGAAUAUCGGUCUUGGCAGUGUGGUCCUCGCCCAUGUCAACGCUCGCAUGUAUGCCAUCGCUACCGUGCGACUUGAUCGACAGGUCCAUAAGAACAACAAGAAGACGAAGCCUUACCAGGUGCAGUACCUCGACCCGAAGUUGCGCGAGAAGCAGAAAUUCGCAGACAAGACUUUCACCCAGGUCAAGCCAAUGACUCUUGACUCUCCGUGCCUGCUACAGGGCACGAGUCUUGCGGAAGCUUUUCCUACCUUGAGUGAGGAAGAGACUGCCAUCCGCGAGACUAAGGCUAAGGCCAAGUCCAGCGCAGCUUCUCAAUCGCACGAGGUUCCUAAGGCGUCAGACGACGACUCAGUUUCUGCUGAGACUGCAUCAUCCACGAAUACGAAUGCUGAGGUGAACAAGAGCAAGAAGCGCUCUAGUCCACCAUCCGAUAAUGGUGGCAGCAAGACCGCUCCACCAGGCAAGCGUCGCAAGACUGUCAAUGCUCCUGUCCAGUCCGUCCAGAACAAGAUGGCGAUCAUGAGCAUUCUCAAUCCUACUCCAACGAAUGCUGCUGCGGGUAACCAGAAUCAAGCCGUCAACAACACGAUGACUGCUCAGCCAUCUAUCCCAGCUGCAGCACCAUCUCGCAUCCCACGACCAUUACCAGACGACGACUACUUCGACCCCAAACUCGGUUGUCAAUUCAUCGAAGUGAACUCCCGCCUCGCUCUGCAGAGCGUGAUCAAGUCCCUGGAAGACUUCAGCUCCUCAGCCGCAAAAUUCCAACAGACGAUUUACGCCGAUCGAGCUAUCGCCAGAUACAAGCGCCACUACGCAGACCUCAUCCGUGACGGCAAUAUCGAGAAGGCUAAAGCCUUUGUCGAGACUGAUGCAAAGACGACUAGGACCCAACUUUGUUUGAGACAGCGCCAGUACAACUUCAAGUGGGAUGUUGAGGCUUUCGAGGAGAUUACCGGUGCGCGAUUGGCAUCUAUUGCGGGUUGUAUGGGAAGAAGUAUGAGGAGGAGAUGGUUUGAUGGGCUAUUGUGCGGCGUUUUGGCGGGAGCAUGGAAUGGAGGCCGCAUGGCUCUCUCGCUUCUGAAGACUGAUGAAAUGUUUUGGCGUUUUGGGAAGGACCUCUGGCCGCUGAGAGUGUCAAUGAUGACGGCGCGCGUGAAUCAAGCGCUGGCGGGCGGAAGACUUACAAAUAUGAAUGCUCGACGAUUUGCUACUUCUUUGCCAAUCCUGUUGUUGAAAUUGUCUGAGAUCCCUAGCUCCAUGUUUCGUGUGCCCGCUGCUGCUUCGAAAACCUCUUCCAGAGCGCCUACCAUAGGCGCAAUGAAUCCCCUUGCGCUACACAUCUUCCUGAGCUUGCAUGCACGCUCUCUCAUACAUCGCUACGCCACAAAACAUAAUUCAUUAGCUUCACAGUACGCUACAUUCGGACGCAACGCCAUCAUGGCCAAUACAGCAGCAGCACCCACAAAGCUGACCAACGACGAUCUCAAAACUCUCCUUCCAUUGACAGCGCUAUACAAAAAACACCUCGCAGGUUAUUCAGUCCAUAAUCUCCCACCCUCCCACAAGGACUCCAAACUUCCAGUCAUUCACUGCCUUUCUCACGAGAUCGAUGCAUCUUCACUGGAUCCGGACGCAUACGCCAUCGAGAAGGAAAAUGCAUACCAGAUCAAAAGCGGCAAUCGAUACCCGCGUCGCCAUGGGUUCAGACCGAUAAACCCAAACCGAACAAGACACAGAAGAAGACAUCUCUGGCAGAUGAAGAAGAAGAGGACGUUCAGAUUCGAAAUUUUCGACAUCAGCGACUCCAACGGUCGUUGCAAUUUCCGAGAUCCGGCAAGAAAGUGGAAGAACGAGUUCAAGAAGAAGGGGAGAAGCACACCUUUAUGUAUCUUCAUUGAAGAAGGCGAUCGAAGUGCCGUCACACAACCUUUCCUGCUCCGCGCCAACUUUGCCUUGGAUAUCGAAAGUAUCUUGGAUCGGGACUGCCGCAAUGUCAUCCCAGACUGGAUUGACCGGGUGAGGACCGCGGUGCAAAUCUGGAAAUUUCGCCGAGGGCUGAGGGUUGCGUAUGGUUGGCAUGGGUCAGUAUUUUCAUACGCUCAUGGCCAGGACGAGGAAAAAUAG
This is a messenger RNA of Pseudocercospora fijiensis CIRAD86, 3252 nucleotides long. RefSeq lists its product as uncharacterized. The transcript has 15 exons. The record is from RefSeq and is a predicted model, not a curated record. Bases 1 to 3252 code for a protein of 1083 amino acids. NCBI's taxonomy places the organism in Eukaryota, Fungi, Ascomycota, Dothideomycetes, Mycosphaerellales, Mycosphaerellaceae.